This is a messenger RNA of Postia placenta MAD-698-R-SB12, 1506 nucleotides long. RefSeq lists its product as hypothetical. The record is from RefSeq and is a predicted model, not a curated record. Gene Ontology annotation, biological process: transmembrane transport. Bases 1 to 1506 code for a protein of 501 amino acids. The transcript has 12 exons. NCBI's taxonomy places the organism in Eukaryota, Fungi, Basidiomycota, Agaricomycetes, Polyporales, Adustoporiaceae. Gene Ontology annotation, molecular function: transmembrane transporter activity. Gene Ontology annotation, cellular component: plasma membrane.
AUGGCGGCGCCGGAGGAUGAGAAACUGUCCAAGAUUACCACUCCGGACACCGAGGGCGUGAGGUCAAUACGAUUGAAGGCGAAACAAUUACGCGAUCGCGUGAACCACUUCUUCACCGCAUGGGGCAUUGAAACGAAUGGGAUUGACCCCGUUCCACCAGCGGAGAGGACAGAUAACAAACUCUACCAGAUCUUCUUCGUUUGGUUCUCGGUCAACAUGAACAUUCCUACCUUUGGGAUCGGAUCCGUGGGUCCAGCUUUCUACGGGCUCGGCCUACGAGAAUCGUUGAUCACGAUAUUGAUAGUUGAUCUGACCACUUGCACAAUCCCGGCAUACUUCGCUAUAUUCGGUCCCAAACUCGGCAUGCGGUCAAUGGUCCAAGCACGUUACACUUGGGGAUACUACGGAGCAAUGGUUCCAAGUGCUCUGAACGUAUUCUCUAUGGAGGGGUACUUGAUCCUCACUUGUAUCAUCGGAGGCCAGAUGCUUGCUAGCGUCUCGAAUGGACAUCUGAACGACACACUGGGAAUUGUCAUAAUAGGUGUGAUCUCUUUUGGUGUCACGUUCUUUGGGUAUCGAGUCAUCCACUGGUACGCCGGCGUUGCGUGGAUACCCAACGUCAUCACCUUCAUAAUUAUGCUCGGCGUCGGCGGGAAGCAUCUCACAAUAGAGCCUGCGCCUGGUCCUGUAGCACCGUCCCAAGUCAUUACGUUUGCUACUGUGAUAGCUUCCAGCGUUAUUAGCUGGUGCACGACGACGCCUGAUUAUGGCGUAUACCACCUACAGAAUGCCUCAAGAAUGCGGGUAUUCGUAUAUGCCUAUCUAGGUUUUUCCGUGGCGAGUAUCACGGCACACAUGCUUGGCGCCGCCUUCGCCGCCUCAGCACUAUCGGAUCCUGCUUGGAAAUUAGGCUUUGACAAUGGCAACAAUGUUGGCGGCCUUUUUGAGGCAGUCCUUUCUCCCGCAGGCGGUUUCGGGAAGUUUAUAACCGUCCUAGUCGCGCUGUCCACUCCAAGCAUAUGUGCCCCCACGAUGUAUACAUUUGCAUCAAGUCUCAUGGCUGUCAGCUAUUCUUUCGCAAGGAUACCGAGAUACGUUUUCGCCGUCAUCUCAACAGCCAUUUUCAUUCCCGUCGCCGUAGUCGGCGCCACGCGGUUUUAUGCGACUUUCACAGACAUCCUUAGUAUAACUGGCUACUGGAGCGUCGUCCACGGCGUCAUGGUCCUCAUAGAGCACUUCCUCUUUCGCAGAGACAACUUCAACGCGUACGUAUUGGAGGACUUCGACAAGCCCCGCCGGUUACCUCCAGGAAUCGCGGCGUUGCUCGCAUUUCUCUGCGCCUUCGGAAUAAUCAUUCCGUGCAUGAAUCAGGCAUGGUAUGUUGGGCCCAUUUCCAGAGCGGGCAGUGGAGACAUUGGCAUAAUUGCGGGUAGCUGUGUGAUUUGUCUAUUGUAUCCUGUUCUCAGAGCGGUCGAGAGGUCGUUCUCCACAGAGAAUCGAGCUUAG